UCGUAUUGUGCGUUGUAUCGGUAUUUGUUGCCGGCUGUAGCAUAAUAGUUGUCAAUAUUUAUUAAUUGUGCCGCAAUGCCUCUCACAGAUGUCUUGGAGCUCAAUAAAACGGAAUUGUUUACCAAGAUUCGCAAUGCACUACCGGUAGUACCGCAAACACAGAAUUUGCUGGACUGCAAGGAUGAUUUAUUAUACGCAUGGAACUCCACCGAUUCCUGCUUGUUGGUUACAAAUUGGCGCGUCGCAUUGCUUCAGCCAGAACCGAAGCGUGCUAAAGCUAGCUAUCAAACGCUAAUACCUUCAAAUUCGGUCGGUCUUCUGGUCAAUCGUGUUGUGGUUUCCAAUGAGGGGUCGCUUGUCGCGCUGAGUGGUCCACAAAGUGUGACAAUAUUGGAGGUACCACGUCGCAGUGGGCCGGAUGGCAAUUUAAUGGACGGUAAGCCACAAAUCACGUGUCGUACAUACAACCUGGAUGCUCUGCUCUUCCAAAACAAUCCACAACUGGAGGUACGUCAGGUGCGUUGGCAUCCCGAUUCAGUCUCUGACUCCACGCUUCUAGUGCUGCUCUCCAACAACACAAUUCGCGUCUACAAUCACGCCAAGCUGCGUCAUGUGUGGAAGGUGGGUCCGCACACAGCUAAAAAAGGCGCCAAUACAUCCCUCUCGGAUUUCGGUGAAACUUCCGUUGACUUUGACAUAGCGCCAGCAAUUAAAACAUGUGUUUCACCCAGCGACGAAACAACCAAAAACUCUACACUAAAUUCCACCAAAACCAACAAAGAGAAGGUGGAGUGGCCAAUUGUGAUAUUGCGUGAGAAUGGGAAUGUUUAUAUGUUGCUCGCCGGCAUUGAUUCGGAAAUAACGCGUCUGCAGGGUCCCAUUACCAUAGCACCGCAGACAAGCUCUAACUAUGGCGUCGAGUCGUGUGCUCUGCUUAUCAUACCAUCUUUGCCGCCAACUGUGAUCAUUGCGGAGUCAACAGGUAAACUGCACCAUGCUCUUCUGCUGGAGGCUGAAACCACUGAGCACUCGUUUAACGAUGCGGAUGACGGUCUGCUCAUUGAACCAUCAGAGUGGACACUACAUGUUACGGAAACCGUUGAGCUUGAACUGGGCCUCUCUGCGUCCGCGCCUAAUGAUACUGGCAAUGCGUACAGUUGCCCCAUACACUUGAAGCGAGAUCUGAUCAACGAAAUGCGCUACUUUGCCUACCACGAUGCCGGAUUGCAUAUUAUUACUGUCAACUUUAUAUCCGAGUUGCAGCGCUUCUUGGACAGCGAGGCCGAAGACAAUCAGCUUAUAUUAUCGACACCCUCAUGUGCUGAAUAUAUAUUGUGUACUAAAUUCGAUUCUAGUGACCGCAUCAAUGCUGUUAUUGGUAUCGCCCUGAUGCAAAUGCCAUCCGGGCUCGUGCUGUUGCUGGGCAGCGGUCAAGUGAUCAGCCUUAAGCUGGUCAUUGAUGCCCAACUGUUAAUGACGUCCAAACAACAUUUGAAGAUGACUGCCACUGAUGUGCUAGAUCAGCAGGGUGCGGGUCCUUCAUUUGUGGAAAAAAUCAAGACAAUGCUACUGCGUAGCGUAAGUCAACCGAUUCUGGCUGACAAGUUGGGCACGACCUCAGCACACGAGCGCUACGAGCUGCUAAACCAGGCCAUGGAGGUGCUGCGUACCCAAUACCUCAAGCGACACGAGCUGGUGCGCGCGGAGUUUGCCAAGCGCAUAAACUGCAUUAAACUGCAGAAGCAGCAGCAAUUGCAGGAGAUCAAGUCUCUGGAGAAUGAACGAGAGGUCAUAAGCGAACGAGCACACAAGCUGGCCGAACGCUUCGAAGAAAUUAGCGAUAAUCAAGAGCUGCUUGUGCACCGUUGCCAAAAGCUAAUGCAGCUAGCCAAUGCAGUGCUGCCCAACAGCGCUGUGGCCGAGCGAGAGUUUGCCUUGGAAGUGGCACGCAUCAACAAGGCCACCAAUACCAUGGUCGCUGCCUUGGACACGGCCAAGAAGACGUACAACAAACAACGCUAUCAUAUCGCAAACUCCCAGGAGACAGAAACAAGCAAGGCCUACCAGCUGCCAGAGAGACAGCAGCGCACUAUCACCGAGAUUCUAACUCAGCUCUCGACUGAGAUAGAUCGUCAGAUAACUGAUGUGAAGCGAAUAAAUAAGAUUAUCGGUCUAUAAGCAGCCUUAUCAUCUAAGUUAAUUUUGUAUUUUUGCUAUUGCUCACAAUUAAAGCAACUUAUACUAUAUUUGU
This is a messenger RNA of Drosophila hydei, 2251 nucleotides long. RefSeq names its product nuclear pore complex protein Nup88 (gene mbo). Gene Ontology annotation, cellular component: nuclear pore. The transcript has a single exon. Lineage: Eukaryota; Metazoa; Arthropoda; Insecta; Diptera; Drosophilidae. Gene Ontology annotation, molecular function: structural constituent of nuclear pore. Gene Ontology annotation, biological process: ribosomal large subunit export from nucleus; mRNA export from nucleus; protein import into nucleus. The record is from RefSeq and is a predicted model, not a curated record. The coding region runs from base 76 to 2178 and encodes 700 amino acids.